Messenger RNA from Suillus plorans, 858 nucleotides. RefSeq lists its product as uncharacterized. NCBI's taxonomy places the organism in Eukaryota, Fungi, Basidiomycota, Agaricomycetes, Boletales, Suillaceae. The transcript is spliced from 5 exons. Bases 1 to 858 code for a protein of 285 amino acids. The record is from RefSeq and is a predicted model, not a curated record.
AUGAGACAUGCAAGUCCAUUCCACCAGCACCAGACUAUUGAGGAGCAUUUUUCAUUCUGGGAUGCUGAUAAGUAUGCCACGCUGGAAGCAUUGAAAUCGAUUCAGACACUCACUGCCGAGCUCGUGACCAUCAAGGCUGAGUUAUCUCUGACUGAUGAAGACUUUUAUCAAUUUUACAAAGAAGAAUAUGAUCACUUAGACAGUUUGAAGCUGCCACCAGUUAGAGACCAGCUCUGCAUACACUAUGUUGAGGUCCUUGACGAGCUCGCAGAACUACGAACCGAUUGGGAUGCAGCCCGCGAAGUUGGCAACAAUGCCCUUACUAGUAUUCCCACUGGUAGCUUGGAGCAAAUCAAUAGUGCCCUCACACAAGCUCACAUUCAAGUUGACACUUCCUACACUAAGUUACAGAAUGCUGAGGCGCUUGUUGCGCACAUUGAGGUUCAAUUGGUUGUUGAUCAGCGGUGGGAGAUUGGCGGACCGGAGUACCAGCAUUUCAAGGAGGAAGCAACCCUGGGCAAGUAUUGCACUGCCCUAGAUGAGCUAGAGCGCCUCAUUGUGAUGAGGCUGUUCAAACUCUCAAAACUAUCAUUAUUGGGAACAGGCAAGUUUAUUGGAAAGGCUCUACAACGUUGUUCGGAUGUGAUCCGUGAUGCAAUUAAUUGGUACAACACUCAAGCCGUAGCACUCAAGCCACCGCUGUCACCGCAACCAAAGAUUUCAUGGAAAGAUAUUGCUGACUAUGGUUUUCUAGGCAAAUUCGAUCUUCUGCGAUAUUCUCGCAAUAAUAUUCGAACCAGUGAUUGGUCGAAGCCAGGUCAUCGAGAAACAACUACCAAAUUCUUCAAGCUUUGCUGA